AUGUUCGAGAAGGACAUUGUUACGUUCUCCCCGCUGGAGGGCCAGGAGGGGAGCGGGGAGUCCCUCAACCUGGUUGGCGCAACCAUCUUGGUGGACGAGUCGGACCCGAUCGGCAUCCACAUUGCGGCACAGAACCUUGCCGAGGACUUUGGCCGCGUGACCCGGUCUGAUGCAAGCCGCGUUGUGGUCUUCACGAAGGACGACCAGAACGAUGCCGUCUCGGGGACGCUCACGGAUGCCGCCGCCGUCAUCAUCGGAUGCGUUCAAUCGAGUCGGCUCAUACAGAGGCUGGAGAAGGAGGGAAAGCUGGAGGCUGGAAAGAUCCACGGGAAAUGGGAGUCUUUCACCACCGUCUUGGUCGACCAACCCCUGCCGGGCAUCGAGAAAGCCCUCGUCAUUGCCGGAAGCGACAAACGCGGAACGAUAUUCGGGGCUUACACAUUGUCCGAGCAGAUUGGAGUCUCACCCUGGUACUACUGGGCCGACGUACCGCCAAAGUCCCACAAGGACAUCUUUGCACUGAGAGGGCAGACUUAUCAUGGCGAGCCAAGCGUUCGCUUCCGCGGUCUCUUCAUCAACGACGAAGCCCCGGCCCUGACGGGUUGGGCCAGGGCAAACUUUGGAGGCUACAACUCGGACUUCUACAAGAAAGUGUUUGAGCUGUUGUUGCGGCUAAAGGCCAACUUCUUGUGGCCGGCCAUGUGGCCUGGCUACCCCAACCCCGGCGCGUCUUUCUUCACCGACGACCCCGAGAACGCUCAAGCCGCCGAGGACUACGGCAUCGCCGUGUCCACGUCGCACCACGAGCCCAUGCAGCGGUUGUCCAACGAGUGGUUCGCCGAGAACCCGGACGGCAGCUGGGACUGGCUCGCAAACAAGGACAAGAUCACGCGGUUCUUCGAAGAGGGCGUCGAGAGGGCCAAGGGCCGCGAGUCCUACUUCACGCUGGGCAUGCGCGGAGAGUACGACCGGAAGAUGAAGACGGACGACCCUGCUGCGGUGGUGCGCGACGUGAUCAAGACCCAACGGGCCUUGUUCAAGAAGAUCCACGGAACCGAAGACGCCGUGCCUCAGCUCCUGGCGUUGUACAAGGAGGUCCAAGAGCAAUACGAAGGGGGGAAUCUCGACGUCCCGGAUGAUGUUACUCUGCUCUUUGCCGACGACAAUUUCGGCAGUAUCAGACGUCUCCCAACUGGGGCAGAGAGAGACAGAAAAGGAGGGGCGGGGAUAUACUACCACUUCGAGUACGUCGGGGUUCCUCGCAGCUACAAAUGGAUCAACAGCAACUCCCUGGGGAAAACGUGGCAUCAGCUACAAGAAGCCCACAGACGCAAUGCAAAGCAGGUCUGGGUCUUCAACGUGGGAGACAUCAAGCCGAUGGAAGUCCCCUUCACGUUCGCAAUGACGCUGGCCUGGGACAUCAACUCGAUCAAGGCGGACAAAUUCGCCAGGUUCUACAAGACCAUGGCAGAAGUCAACUUUGGAAAGGGCCAAGCAGACGCCAUCGCCUCGGUCUGGCAAAAGUACGACCGUAUCGCCGCCCUGAGGAGGCACGAACACAUCGAACCGACGACCUUCUCUCUCGUCCACCACAACGAAGCCGAGGAGGUCGUCGGCCGCUGGGAAUCCCUGCUCGAGUUGGCCGAGGACAUAUACAGUCAGGCGUCGGAGGAGCAAAAGGCCGCGGUGUUCGAGACGGUGCUGCACCCGGUCAAGGCCUCGACCAUUUUCACAAAGCUCCAGGUAGCCCUCGGCCGGAACCGGCUCUACGCCCGCCAGCGGCGCAACACGGCCAACAGGCUCGCCCGCCAGGUUCUCGACCUCUUCGACGCCGACUACAGCCUCUCCGAGGAGUUCCACGAGCUGCUGGGCGGCAAAUGGGACCAGAUCAUGCGGCAGACGCACUACGGCUACGAGGACACCUGGCAUGCGCCGUACCGCGACAUGAUCAGCGGCCUGAGCUACGUCCAGCGCAGGCAGCAUUCCAACCCGGUCAUGGGCCAGAUGGGCGUUGCGGUCGAGGGUCACGAGGGUGUCCGGCCCGGUAGGACGAACGAGGAGUCGGACCGGACGCAUCCCAGCCGACGCGACCUGGUUCCGGGGGUCACGUUGGGGCAGAUGAGCCGCUACGGACCCUCCAAGAGGUGGUUCAAUGUUUACACCAGAGGACCCGAGGUCGUCCACUGGAAGGCAUCGGUCCCGCAUGCUUGGCUUCAGUUGUCCGUCACGGCUGGCACCCUCGACCCCGAUGGGGACGAUGCUCGCGUCGAGGUCACGGUCGACUGGCACCAGGUUCCUGAGGACUUUAGCGAGGAAGUGCUUGUCGAUAUCAGGUCUGAAGAGGGUGCCUUCGAACAAGUCCACCUUCCAAUCACCGGCAGACGCGUCCCCGAAUCCUUCCGGGCCGGCUUCGUCGAGACGGACGGAUACGUCUCGAUUCCAGCGGCUCAUCAGGCUCCCUCGGGCUUCAGAGUCCUCCCCGAGUGCGGAAGGGCUCCAUCGGGCGCAGUCACCGUUGCAUCGGCCGAUACCGCAGCUCCACCGCAGCUCGCACACAAGUUCUACGUCUUCUCCGAGACCGCGAAGCCGGUCUUGCUGCUGUACUUCAACAUGACUCUUGACCUCGACCCAACGGACCCCAUGACCUAUGAGCUCCAAGUCGAUGGCGGACCUGCUCAGACGCAUCAGUUGCUGCCAAAUACCACUGAUCUGCCCGACGGUUGGUUCUAUGCUGUUCAAGAUUGCGCCUGGCUCCGGAACCAUGACCUGGGCGAGCGUGGUCUCAAGCCUGGAGAGCACGAUGUGAAGGUGACGCUUAGACAUUCGAAUUUGAUUCUGGAGAAACUUGUAGUCGAUCUCGGCGGCGUGAAGGAGAGCUACCUUGGGCCGCCUCCCAGUUUUUACGUUCCUGAAGUCUAG
Molecule: messenger RNA, 2919 nt
Organism: Colletotrichum higginsianum IMI 349063
Lineage: Eukaryota; Fungi; Ascomycota; Sordariomycetes; Glomerellales; Glomerellaceae
Product: Immunoglobulin I-set domain-containing protein
Exons: 6
Coding region: 1-2919 (972 amino acids)
Source: RefSeq, a predicted model, not a curated record